UGUUGCCGGAAAUGACUUGCACUCUCGCUUCCGGUGGGGUCUGCAACGGUUUCGGGUAGCGGCGCAAGCCAGGAGGAGGGGGAGGUCCUCGCCUUUGGGUGGGCUUCGGCGAGAGAAUGGCGCUUUGGCCUCCGCGUUCUCGGGAGGCACCUUCGGGUCGGGUAGAAGACCUUUCCAACCCAAAUGUACAGACUUAUAAUGAUGGAAUCGAACUGGCUUGCCAACAGCAAAAAGAAUUUGUAAAGAGUUCUGUAGAAUGCAAAUGGAAUUUAGCAGAAGCCCAGCAAAAACUUGGAAGUUUAGCAUUACACAAUUCAGAAUCUCUGGACCAAGAACAUGCCAAAGCACAGACAGAAAUUGAUGAAUUGAGAUGGAGAGAAGAAGAAUGGCGGCGGAAGGAAGAAGUAUUAAGACAGAAAGAAAGACAGAAUUUAUGGAAUAUGGAUUUUGUUAGCAAAGAGGUAUUUAACAAGAGUUUUAUUAAUCAAAAGAAACGGAAAGAAACCGAGGAAGAUGCAUCUAAAUCAUUCAUGCAAAAACAUGAGGAGAAAAUUAGACAUUUUGGAAUGUUGAGCAGAUGGUUUGAUAGUCAGAGAUUUCUCUCUGAUCACCCAUACCUUGUCUGUGAAGAAACAGCAAAAUAUCUUCUUUUAUGGUGUUUUCAUCUAGAAGCAGAACAGAAAGGAGCUCUAAUGGAACAAGUAGCUCAUCAAGCUGUAGUGAUGCAGUUCAUUAUAGAAAUGGCCAAGAGCUGCAAUGUGGAUCCCCGAGGAUGUUUUCGUCUAUUUUUCCAAAGAGCUAAGACAGGGGAUGAAGGCUAUUUGGAAGCUUUUAAAAAUGAACUGGAAGCAUUCAAAUCAAGAGUGAGGAUUUGUUCACAAUCCCAGAAUUGUCAAGCAAUGCCUGUUCAGAAUCCUUUAUUCCACAAUGAUCUGAAUUGUAUAGGUGGACUUGCAGCUCAGAAUGCAGAAUCGCUUCAAGGCUGCAGUUUGCAGGGUUUAGUGGUACACAGAGAGGAAGAAGAAGCUAAAAUGAUGGAUACAGUAUAGUACUCUUAAGACUGAUGCCAAGUACACUUCUUUCCGAGAGAAGAAGACGGCAAUUUUAUUAAGACUUCUUUUUAUGGGUGCUGCACUUUAUUUUGAAUGGGGGGGUUGUUUUGUUUUGAGCUUUUGGAGAGAGAGUAAGGCAGAAACACACAUCAUUUUCUUUGAAAAACAAAUGUGCUGCUAUCUUUCUUCUUAUGUUUCUUACUUUUAAGAAAGGGAUGUUCUUGUAAUUUGCUGAAUGUGAAACUACGUUUUCUGCUACUGCUAAAAUCUUGCCUUUUAAUUUUAGAAAUCAAAGUAUGAGAAAUCUGCACAGUUGCAAUGUUUACAAAUGAUUCCUUCAGGAAUCUGCUUUAAUCUUAUUAGAUACUACCCAAGAGUUGCUGUGGAUACUAAAGAUCAUUGUAAUGUGUUCUGUUGCUUGCAUCCUAGGCAUUCAAAUUUGAUUUUCUCACAAAAAGCAAUAAAUCUAUGAUUGCUAUCAGUGUUGCAUCUCUGGAUGGCUCAAACAAAAGCACUAGCCAUUUAUACUACAGGGAUUUUUUUACUGUUUCUGAACAAAAGCCUUCUGUAUUUUAUUUUGAUUCUCACAUAUCUUGAUGUGUAAAUGGCCAUAGUGGAAUUAUAACCAGUAUUUCUGGAGAUCUGCAUAUGUCACAGAGUUUAACUUUUCUUAAUCUUGGAAAUGAAAACAAUAUGACAAACAUCAGCCACUGCUGAGUAUUUCAUCAGGUGCCAAAUUCUGGUUCCCCCCCCCCCCUUCAGAUCUGAGCUUAUUAUCUUUUAUUUGGUAAACCUGUUGAAUGCCUCAAAAGAAAUAAUCAGUGACUGUUUUAAACCAAACAACCCAAAUAGCCAUGAAAUUACUUUGAUACAGCUUGAUUCUGAAAUGUUGUCAUUUAGGUCAGACUAUGUAAAUCUUUUCUUAUAAAUUGUUUACAAAGCCCAAAAUACUGUAAAACUUUUUUUUUAUAUUAUCCUAUCCAUCUGUUUCUGAAUUAAUCACCCUUGAUGUAGCAGUAUGUUAAAAUACAACUUUGUAAAUGCUGUUAGUACAUAAUUGCAUUCAAUGAGUAGUCUUGAACCACUGCAGCUCUAGAGAACGGAAGGAUUUGUAGAUUCUGUCCAAAAAUAUACUUGCUUAUGAUAAAGUUCCUAAGAAGCAAUAUUGACAUGCAAGAUAAGAGUGACAUGUUAUUGACCAGGGCUUUGUUGCUUUCUUUAGGCUCCUAAAUUUCUCUCCUUUAAACAGAAUAUUCACAGUGGGAACUACUGAAUAAAAAUAACCAAGUCUCAACUCAUUCACACAAUCUUCCCAGAAAUGACAAAGUUCCUUUUGGGUCAUGUUUUUUGAAUUGAAUGCAAUUUAAUGUAAGUUUUCUGAUUAAAGCAAGCCAUAAUCUCCCUAGGUCUCACUUAGUACUAUGAAUUGGGGGGUGCUUCCUUCUUUAAAUGUCAUAAGUGUAGAGGCUAAUCUAUCAUUCUGGAUGUUCCCCAGAAUAGCUUCAAAUAGUGAAGUGUUCAUAAGAGUAAAUCAUGAUUAGUUAUUUCACAUUUCUGAAAAUCUAAUCCAGAAAGAAAGGUCAAAAUGAGACACUGGUUUUAAAAUUAAGAUUCAGGGAUUGAUUGAAAAGAUAGUUUUAUGCAUUAGCAACUCCCUGGAACAAUAAAUAAUUUUUUAAAGUGUAGCAAGGGAAUUGGCUAACGAGCAACUGGUGAUGUGUGACUUGGGUCUUGGUUAUUUUAAUUACGAUGAACUCUGGUUUUAACAAAUUGGUUCAGAUAACAAAAGAUCAGAAAGGCCUUGAUACUAACUGUAACAUCAAGAAUCUUAUUGGCAAAAAACUAAUUCUGAAAAUCCAAUUUCCAUAAUUUAUGCAGACAUUAUAUAUUGCAAUUUAAUCUUCUUGGGUUGAGAUAUAAUAAUGUGUGAUUCUGUUUUGUAACUGAGUGAGAAAUGAUGUUUGAUUAUGCUCACAGAAUAACAGAAUGGAGGAAAUAAGUCUUGAGAAAUGGAGAAUUGUAUUGAAGCAUCGCUUCUUUUAAGUUCAGCCACUACUAUUUAUAAAUGGUUGCUAACAUUGUAAUAUACUUUCUUAGAUAUCACCUUUUAUACUUUUCAAAUUUGUGGCCUCUCUUUCUGUAUUUUUAGGUACUUUUGCAUGGUCAUGUUUUCAGCUCUGUGAGAAUAGAAAAAAUGAUUGGGAGUAAAAACUGGAUUUCUUUUCUGUUAACUUUCCUGGAAAAAUAAAUAUGUAGCAAAGUAAUUUGGAGCAAGCAGGGAAAAAGCCCCUAGUGAUUUAAGCAGUAAAACAAUUUUUUUUAGCAUUUUUCAAAUUUAAAUAGAACAAAAUUAGGGAGGAUGAAGCAAAACUAAUCAGUAUUUCUUUCCAAAAAUAAAUCUUACUUCUUUGGAACAUGGGAGUGGUGGGGUUCUAUUUGAAUUCCUCCAUAAAUAAUCUAAUAUAGCAAAUAUUGUGUGUUGCAAGAUUGGCAAAAGCAAUCUUCUGAAAUUUUCAAAUGGAAUUCUAAUUUAGAUGCGUGACUGAGAUAGUUACAUUUUUAUUUUUUUACAGUUUUAAUGAAAGCAAUAGAAAAGAAUUUGCCAUCUGGAUCCUUGUGGAUAGGUUGAGUUGCAUUGCUUAGAAUUUCAUACCAUUCCCAACACAGUAAAUCAGCAACAAAUUUGUGAAAUGGCUUUAACUAUCUGUAUUACUACUGUGAUUUUAACUUAACAUUGUAAAAUAAGUGGAAAAUAUGACACCAAAUUUGAUAAGAACAACAAUAUUAAAGUCAGAAGAACUUUUUUUUUUGCAUGAAGUGUAUAUGAGAAAGCAGCAUCCAAUUUCAUCUAGCUAAUACUCUGUUAUCAGAAAGAACGUUCUGAACUAAGCUUAUUUCUAGGAUGGUAACUGAGCUGGAAAUAAAUUCUUAAAGCAAGAGAGUAAUCUGGCAGAAGAGAAGUUGGCUCCGUUUUAUGUAAACAUUUGAUCAUCCACUGGGUGUUAUAAUAUAGCCAUGGCUGUCUAGUGUGGGUUUGUACCUAUUUUUCUACCAAUCUGAUUAACACAAGGAGUGUAGACAUUUCAAUUUUUGAAGGCACAAAAUAACAUGUACAAAAUCUGGGCACUAAAAAUUGCUGACUUGCAAUAGGUUGGGAAAUAAUACUCAUCUUUGGAAUUAAACUGAUACAAGUUAAGAAUUAUAUUUUAUCUGACAACAUUGUUUUGCCUGUGAUUUUUUUCCCAUUCUGUUUCUGUAUUCACCUUCGCAUCAUAACAUGUUUUUCCACAAUCAUGUUUGUUUUGUUGACCGUUUCAUUAAUAUGUUUUUUUACAACUGUUGUAUAAUCCAAAGAUUCUGAAACUAAAGUUACAUAUGAGCAACUUUGUUCUGAUCUGAGACAUAUGAUGUCAGGCCUGUAUUUUGAAUUUUUCCCUCCAUUUGACUGGCAUUUAUGGUAGCAGAGGCUGUUUUAAGCAAAGAUUUUUAGCUUUGCAGGAUGGGAUUUUGAUUUUUUGCUGUUUUCAAAGUCAAAUACAGAAGGAGUAUCAAGAGUGACACUGAUCAAAGCUAAAACUGACAAAAAAUAUACUGGCAUCAUAGUCCUUUGCUUAUUAAAAAGGUGUAUUCAUUAAAGGCAAGAUUAUAUUUGUUAAAAUAUGAGUUAUGUUUGUCCUUUUGAUUUGUAGAAAACCGUUUUCAGUGAUCCAUAGACCCCAUAUAUUUCAAGCACUUGGUAGAGGGGAAAAGUGAGAACUGCUGAUUUACCUGAUCAGGUUCUAGCCAAUUUGCCUUGUGACUUUAUUAGAUUGUUCUAAAGCAGUGACUCCAAAUCUUGGAAACUACCAGGUGUGCAGACCAACUCUUGUGAUUACCCAGCCAGCCUGGUACUUGCUGAGAAUUCUGGGAGUUGAAGUCCAUACAUCUGGCCCUCCCUACUGCUGCAGAGCACUUUUCCAAAGCCUUAAGAAGAGGGCAACGUGGCAAAUUUUGCUUCAUGGUCUGAAAUAUAUUGUAAAUUUAAGAUUGUCCCAUAUGAAGUUUGGAAUUAAAAUAUAAGUUGCUAUUAAUAAAAUAACUACUUUUGCUGUAAUGUGUUUGAUUUAAUCAUGACUUGAGACUUUAUCCAGAAUCAUGAUUUUAAUAAAGGAAGCACAUUUCUGUUCAGGAAUGUAUGGUGUAGAACAGAGGUGGGUUGCUGCCAGUUCAGCCCAGAUCGGUCGAACCGGUAGCAGCAGCGGCAGGAGGUUCUGCCCACCCGGACGUUUCUACACAUAAGGUUUUGCCACUGAGAAUUUCAAUGUAUAGGAGAACUGGUGGAAUGGUUACCUCCUUUUGUUAGUUUCUUGCAUCUCAGCUGCUGAUUAUGUUUGUGCUGUAGUUUUUUAUAUCUCUGCAUUAUGCUGUUUUAACUGUUGGUUGAAUAGAAUAUGUUGUCUUCCUUUUUUUCUAAGAUGGUGGGAUAGGAAGUGAAGGAUUUGUGAUACAACAGAGAUUAUGGUACAUUUGAAGAAGCAAAAUGUCUGCUUUAAUUUUAAAUUAGUAAUUCCAUCCAGAAACUCUAGAAAAAGAGGCAUCUUCCAACACUACUGCUAUCAGCAUAAAGAAAAAACCCUCUACAGCUGUUGGGAAAUUUGAAAAAAAAAAAAAAAACCAAUGUUAAAUUCUAAAUGCCCAGGCAGGAAAAAAAAUGUGUCCACCC
Thamnophis elegans (Western terrestrial garter snake) is the source of this 5754-nucleotide messenger RNA. It is a transcript of the gene CDC37L1, whose product is annotated as cell division cycle 37 like 1. Gene Ontology annotation, molecular function: heat shock protein binding; protein-folding chaperone binding. The record is from RefSeq and is a predicted model, not a curated record. The transcript is spliced from 7 exons. Gene Ontology annotation, cellular component: cytoplasm. NCBI's taxonomy places the organism in Eukaryota, Metazoa, Chordata, Lepidosauria, Squamata, Natricidae. Bases 117 to 1049 code for a protein of 310 amino acids. Gene Ontology annotation, biological process: protein stabilization; protein folding.